Messenger RNA from Oldenlandia corymbosa var. corymbosa, 3999 nucleotides. Lineage: Eukaryota; Viridiplantae; Streptophyta; Magnoliopsida; Gentianales; Rubiaceae. The record is from the annotation of a GenBank genome assembly.
AUUGACGAUGAAGGUAAAGUUUUGGGUAGUAACAACAUUUUUCCGUUCCAAAACCGAAACUAAUUCGGACAACAAUUCCUCCUCUUCAGUGUCAAAAACAUCCAAAUCCAUUUUGGGGUGAAACAGGUGUGGGGAUUUCUGUUGAUUAAAUUGAUGAUCCAACAUAAACUCCUUCCCGACUGACCGCCACCGCCGCCGCCACCACCGCUACCAUCACAUCCGUCUGUUAAGCUCAAAUAAGGAAAAGAGAGAUACCAAAGUAAAGGACGCGAUCGUACUUAAGCCUUUAAGGGCAUUAGGGUUUCAAGGUUAGAUGAUUGAAUUCAAAAGGUACGUUUUUUUUUGUGUUUGUUUCUAUUUCGCCACGAGCUUUUUUAUUUAUUUUUUAUUGUUUUAACCUGUUUCUGUUGAUGCUAUUAUUGCUGGUUUCGCGUGCUUCGAUUGAAUCCGUCUUAGCUUUGCUUUUAGAAAUUUUAGCUCUUUCGUGUGCUUUUUAUAAGGUGGGAGGUCUAUUUUUGGAGCACAGAUGAUAGUAAUAGAAUGAUUGCCGUAAUCAUGGCCAAAUUAAAAAGAUACUAUUAAGAAAAAGGAUCUGCGAGCUGGAAUAUGGGGUUUUUGGCUGGAUUACGUUGUUGUUUUGAUUUUCCAUUUCGGCAAGGAGAUAGGUUUCAUGGUACUGUGUUUUUCUUUGGAAUUGACUUUUGACUAUAUUAUAAACGUUAACAGGUUGAAUUUUGAAUAAAGAGUUCAUUUUCUCGUGGUGCAGUAAAAUCUUUCAUCGCUUUUGGUUGAUAGAUGUACGAGGUCCAUCUAGUGUCAAAAUACUAAUUCUUGUAGCUAGCGACUCAAAUUUUAAGUUUUCGUAAAAGUUUUAAAUGCUUUAAGACCAUGUUUAGAGCUCUUUAAAUUAAUUGGUCUAAUGAUUGAAUUAUCUCCCCAGCCUUGGACUGCCAGAGACCAUGGUAACAUGGGCUUCAUGCAACCAACCUUAGAUUAAGGCAUUGCAGUAUUAGUUGUGACUUUAUGACCUUGGAUUAUUGUUUGAAGUUGUAUUGGAAUAUAGGUUGUUUUCUUCGAGUGCAUCAUUGAUUUUUUUAUUGUUGAUUUAGCAGUAUUAGUUGAUUAGGUUGUUUGGCACCUAUAGUUUGGAUAAUCAUUUCUAGAAAUAUAUGCUUGUGUAGGGUUUACUGCAAUUCCAGAGAUGAAUUUUUCUUGAAAAUUACUAUCGUUUAUUGUGUGUUAAUGGUUUUGUAUCGUUGCCUUUGAAACUCCUUACCUACUAGCACAAUUGUAGAAGGUUUUGCUUGAUAGUGUCGUUGGUAAUGCAGAUUUUUGACCCUUGGAAAGAGAUCUUCACAAUCUUUGCACCAGAAUCAGCCUAGGAUCACCUAUACAGGAGGGGUGAAGCAUGGCCACGGUCAUGCUAGCAGUAUUUAUUCUGGGGGCUUAAAGUAUGGGUGGGACAUUGGAACUGGCUUGUAUUCCCCAAACUCUAGGCUGUACCCGCACUAUGGGUUGCCUAGUAGUAAGUUUGGUUUAUCUUCAUUGUUUGGAGUUAGAAAUCACUUAUGUAACAGGAUGGGAAGACUUUUGGCAGCUCCAAAAGGUAAAAUUGUGGCACAAGGUUCCCAACAUGCUUGGAAGCGUCUGUAUAAGAGGUCUUCUAGGAGAACUCAAAGUAGCCGUCCGACAAAGAGAAUUGGCCAGGCAGUUAGCUUAAGCUUCACGAGGUCUUAUGGCUGUAGACCUGGUUCAUUCAAAAUGUUUGGGUCUAGAAAUCAGUUUCUUGGUAAAGCAUUUGUACAGCAAGCUCAACUUGCUUGGAAAAGUUUUUACAGGAAAUCCUCCAGCAAUAUGCGAACUAGUCCGCCUAUAAGGAGAAUUGCUCAGUCUGUUAGCAUAGCCUUUAGCCGCUCUUACGUGAUCAUUCCUGGAUUAUUUGCCAUUGCAUGUGGAGGAAAUGUGGCAGUGGCACAAGCGGAAGCACAUCCUGAUGUGGAUUUCAUCCAGCAAAGACAUUCGAUGUACAUGCAUGCCCGUGAUGGCCAGGUUAUGGUUGUCUCCUUGAUGGUAUCUGUAUAUCAGGGGAUUUAUUUGUUGCUCCGAGCACUCCAACUAGCAUUUCUUUUCUCGCCCUGUAUUGUGAUGGCUCCAUUUGCAGAUUCUUUUGGACCUCAAUAUAGGAAGAUUUGGCUUCAGCUUGUCCAUAAGACACUGGAAAGAGCAGGUCCUGCAUUUAUUAAAUGGGGCCAGUGGGCUGCAUCUCGUCCUGAUCUUUUUCCUAGGGAUUUAUGUGCUGAGCUCUCCAAGCUUCACUCUAAAGCUCCUGAACAUAGCUUUGCCUACACUAAAAGGACAAUUGAAAAGGCUUUCGGACGUAAGCUUACGGAAAUUUUUGAUAACUUUGAGGAGGCUCCUGUAGCAUCCGGAAGUAUUGCUCAGGUUCACCGAGCUUCUUUGAAGUAUCGAUAUCAAGGUCGUCAGAUGAAGCCUAUGGUGGUCGCUGUGAAGGUUAGACACCCUGGUGUUGGUGAAUCAAUUAAAAGAGAUUUUGAAAUCAUCAACAUUGUCGCAAGAUUAUCAAAGUUCAUACCCACGCUAAAUUGGCUGAGAUUGGAUGAGAGUGUUCAGCAAUUUGCAGUUUUUAUGAUGUCUCAAGUUGAUCUUGCAAGAGAAGCUGCCCACCUGAGCCGUUUCAUUUAUAAUUUUCGUAGCUGGAAGAAUGUCUCAUUCCCAAAGCCGGUAUAUCCACUGGUGCAUCCUGCCGUGCUAGUGGAAACUUUUGAGCAAGGGGAAUGUGUGUCCCACUAUGUUGACGAGCUUCAGGGGCAUGAACGACUUAAAAGUACUCUUGCUCACAUUGGGACCCAUGCAUUAUUGAAGAUGCUUCUGGUGGACAACUUCAUACAUGCUGAUAUGCAUCCAGGGAACAUCCUUGUUCGUGAGGGCCAGAGCAAGUCUUCUCGGAAGCGACUUUUUAAGUCAAAGCCUCAUGUCAUUUUCCUUGAUGUAGGAAUGACAGCUGAGCUUUCUAAAAGUGAUCGAAGUAACUUAGUUGAGUUUUUCAAGGCUGUUGCUCGUCGAGACGGUCAGAUCGCCGCAGAGUGUGCAUUAAGAUUAUCAAAGAAACAGAACUGUCCUAAUCCGAAGGCCUUUAUUGCUGAGGUGAAAGAGUCUUUUGAUUUUUGGGGCACUACCGAAGGUGAUUUGGUUCACCCAGCUGAUUGCAUGCAGCAGUUACUAGAACAAGUUCGUCGACAUAGAGUAAAUAUUGAUGGCAAUGUGUGCACUGUAAUGGUUACAACUUUGGUUCUUGAGGGUUGGCAAAGGAAGCUCGACCCAGAUUAUGAUGUAAUGCACACUCUCCAGACAAUUUUGUUCAAAGCUGAUUGGGCGAAGUCACUCACUUACACGAUUGAAAGGCUCAUGGCUCCCUAGAGAAGUUUUGUCUAUCUCUAACAUAAGACCUGCAAUUCUGCAAUUCUUACAAUGACAGAUAACCUUAGUGAUGUAUAUGUGUUACCGUAAAACCUUUGGACGGUUGGACCUCCCCUUAGCCUUUACAUAAUUGCGGUCCUGCAAAUUAUGUAAUUGGAAAAAAUUUUGGCGAUUUCUUUUUGAAAGUCAUAAUUGGCUGAGAUUUUGAGCAUUCUGACAAGAUUGAGAGCAUUAUGGUAAAAGUUUAGGUUGGGCUGUAUUCCUUUCAUUCUAUAGAUAUAUAUGUUUUUCACAAUAAAUUGUAUAUUAUUACUGUUAAGAAUCCUGCUUUCAGAGGUUCAGAACUCCUUUUUUCCAGCCCCAAAUGCCAUUGUUUUCCUAUUAUUCAGUACUGUUAUGUUUGUAGUAGGGCUGUAAAUGAACCGAGCCGCUCGCGAGUUAUUCGCGAGCCGACUCGGUCAAUACUCGACUCGAAAUCGAGUUGAUCGAGUUUGAGUCGAGUUCGAGCCAGCUCUUUCAUUAAUCAAGUCGAGUUUGAGCCAAUGUAAUACUUGCUCGGUG